GUGGCACUGCGCGCGGCCCCUGAUCGCCCCCUCCCGCCCAGCCCUCCAGGCCCCGCAAAGGGGCUGCAAACCCGCGCGCCCUGCAGCGAGCCGCUCCUCCGGCCCCGGCUCUUCCCUUUGUCCACGGGGCCGAGCGAGCUGAGCUGCUUGCGGGGCGCCUUGCUUUGGCUUUGCAAGCUGCGGGUGCGGAGCCCCCCGCGCUGCUAUUGCAACUGCUGCUGCUGCUGCUGCUGCUGCUACUGGCCGCCGGCUCCCGCGCUCUGUGGCGAUGCCGGACCAGAUCUCCGUGUCGGAAUUCGUGGCCGAGACCCAUGAGGACUACAAGGCGCCCACGGCCUCGAGCUUCACCACCCGCACGGCGCAGUGUCGGAACACCGUGGCGGCCAUCGAGGAGGCUUUGGACGUGGAUCGGAUGGUUCUUUACAAAAUGAAGAAAUCCGUGAAAGCAAUAAAUAUCUCUGGGCUGGCUCAUGUGGAAAAUGAAGAGCAAUAUACCCAGGCUCUGGAGAAGUUUGGUGGCAACUGUGUGUGCAGAGAUGACCCCGACUUGGGAAGUGCAUUCCUGAAGUUCUCAGUGUUUACCAAGGAGUUGACAGCACUGUUCAAAAACUUGAUUCAGAACAUGAACAACAUCAUCUCCUUCCCGCUGGACAGUUUGCUGAAGGGGGACCUGAAAGGCGUGAAAGGGGAUCUGAAAAAACCUUUUGAUAAAGCUUGGAAGGACUAUGAAACAAAAAUAACCAAAAUAGAAAAGGAGAAAAAGGAACAUGCCAAGCUCCACGGGAUGAUUCGCACCGAAAUCAGUGGGGCUGAAAUAGCUGAAGAGAUGGAAAAGGAGCGGCGGUUCUUCCAGCUGCAGAUGUGCGAGUACCUGCUGAAAGUCAAUGAAAUAAAGAUUAAAAAGGGAGUGGAUUUACUUCAGAACCUGAUCAAAUAUUUUCACGCUCAAUGCAAUUUUUUCCAGGAUGGACUGAAAGCAGUUGAAAGCCUCAAGCCGUCCAUUGAAACUCUUUCAACAGAUCUUCACACAAUUAAACAGGCCCAAGAUGAAGAAAGAAGGCAGCUGAUACAGCUUCGCGAUAUUCUGAAAUCAGCAUUACAGGUUGAACAGAAAGAGGAUUCACAAAUUCGCCAGAGUACAGCCUAUAGUUUACAUCAACCUCAGGGAAAUAAGGAACAUGGAACUGAACGAAAUGGGAACCUCUACAAGAAAAGUGACGGGAUCCGAAAAGUGUGGCAGAAAAGGAAAUGUUCGGUUAAAAACGGCUUUCUGACCAUUUCCCAUGGUACUGCUAACCGCCCUCCUGCAAAGCUCAACCUUCUAACCUGCCAAGUGAAGACCAACCCCGAGGAGAAGAAGUGCUUCGACCUUAUUUCUCAUGACAGGACAUAUCACUUCCAAGCAGAGGAUGAACAAGAGUGUCAAAUAUGGAUGUCGGUGCUGCAGAACAGCAAAGAAGAAGCUCUGAACAAUGCAUUUAAGGGAGAUGACAAUACCGGAGAAAAUAACAUUGUGCAAGAACUCACCAAAGAGAUCAUCUCUGAAGUGCAGCGGAUGACUGGCAAUGACGUGUGUUGCGACUGCGGCGCUGCAGAUCCAACCUGGCUUUCCACCAAUCUGGGUAUUCUGACUUGUAUUGAGUGUUCUGGAAUCCACCGGGAGCUGGGCGUUCACUACUCCAGGAUGCAGUCCCUGACGCUAGAUGUGUUAGGAACAUCUGAACUGCUGCUUGCCAAGAAUAUUGGGAAUGCAGGCUUCAAUGAGAUUAUGGAGUGUUGCCUUCCAGCAGAGGACUUGGUCAAACCCCACCCAGGCAGCGACAUGAAUGCAAGAAAGGACUACAUCACUGCCAAGUACAUCGAGAGGAAGUACGCAAGGAAAAAACAUGGGGACAACUCAGCCAAACUACACAGUCUUUGUGAGGCCGUCAAGACAAGAGAUAUUUUCGGAUUGCUCCAAGCAUAUGCAGAUGGUGUGGACCUUACAGAGAAAAUCCCCCUUGCCAAUGGACAUGAGCCGGAUGAAACAGCUCUCCAUCUCGCAGUUAGAUCUGUGGACCGCACUUCCCUACAUAUCGUGGACUUUUUAGUCCAGAACAGUGGGAAUCUGGACAAGCAGACGGGGAAAGGCAGCACUGCACUGCACUACUGCUGCCUGACAGACAACGCUGAGUGCCUGAAGCUGCUGCUGCGGGGAAAGGCCUCCAUCGAGAUAGCUAAUGAGUCAGGAGAGACGCCGCUGGACAUUGCCAAGCGCCUCAGACAUGAGCACUGUGAGGAGCUGCUGACGCAAGCCUUGUCUGGAAGGUUUAACUCUCACGUUCACGUUGAAUAUGAAUGGAGACUGCUCCACGAAGACUUGGAUGAAAGUGAUGACGACAUGGAUGAGAAAUUACAGCCCAGUCCCAGUCGUCGAGAGGACCGGCCCGUCAGUUUCUACCAGCUGGGCUCCAACCAGCUACAGUCCAACUCUGCGUCUCUGGCCCGAGAUGCCUCCAGCCUAGCCAAGGACAAGCAGAGGAGCUUCGUGCCCAGCAUCCUGCAGAACGAGACCUACGGAGCCAUCCUGAGUGGAAGCCCACCAGCCAGCCAGCCUGCCCCCACUAGCACUGCCAGCGCCCCCCCACUGCCCCCGAGGAACGUUGCCAAAGCUCAGCCCGCCACCUCCGCUAACGCCACGUGGAAGACAAACUCUGUAAGUGUGGACGGUGUCAGCAGGCAGCGAUCUUCGUCAGAUCCGCCAGCUGUCCAUCCACCGCUGCCCCCUCACCGCGUGACAUCGACCAAUCCCCUGGCUCCCACACAACCCCCUCCUGGAGCAAAGAUGUCCAAUGUGAUGGAUGUCCUGAACCAGCAAAGCAAAUCGGCCCUGCCCGGGACUCUGCCUAGCAAGACUGCCGCCCCACCUCUGCCUCCACAGCCACCCAGCCGACCCCCUCAGAAACGGCCUGCUCUCGGGACCGACAAGUCCACCUCCCUGACCAACAAAGGCCAGCCCAGAGGACCUGCAGCUGAUCCCUGUGGAACAGAAACUCCGGGUCCCCUGUCUGGCACGACGGUCAUGCAGCCCCCAGCGCCCAUGCCCCGGAAGUCACAGGCGACCAAGUUGAAGCCCAAGCGUGUGAAAGCCCUAUACAACUGUGUGGCCGACAACCCGGAUGAGCUGACCUUCUCGGAGGGGGACGUGAUCAUCGUGGAUGGGGAGGAGGACCAGGAGUGGUGGAUCGGCCAUCUAGAUGGGGAUCCCAGUCGCAAAGGAGCAUUUCCUGUAUCAUUUGUGCACUUUAUUGCUGACUAAAUUGCUCCUGAACAAAAACACUGCUGUCGAUCAUUAUGUUCCUGUUUCAUUGUUGGUACAGAAACUCUUGCCAGAUACCCAGUUUCUUGAGUUGUCCUAUACAUUGUCCCACUUUCUCUGAUGCUACUGUUGUGGGUUGUUGUUUUGGUUUGGGUUUUUUUAUUUGGGUUUUUUUUUUU
Molecule: messenger RNA, 3477 nt
Organism: Suncus etruscus (white-toothed pygmy shrew)
Lineage: Eukaryota; Metazoa; Chordata; Mammalia; Eulipotyphla; Soricidae
Gene: ASAP2
Product: ArfGAP with SH3 domain, ankyrin repeat and PH domain 2
Exons: 28
Coding region: 269-3298 (1009 amino acids)
Biological process (GO): positive regulation of GTPase activity
Cellular component (GO): cytoplasm
Molecular function (GO): protein binding; GTPase activator activity
Source: RefSeq, a predicted model, not a curated record